AUGCGCUGGAUUUUUAUCGCCCUGCUAGGCCUCGCUGCCCGUCUGGAGGCGCGCCAGGGGUGCACAAGGCCCCUGGUGCGAAGGGAAUGGAGAACGCUGGACGACGAGGAAAAGGCCGAGUACAUCUCGGCCGUCCAGUGCAUGCUAGACAAGCCUUCCAGGAGUAAUGUUGCCGGCGCCACGCGACGCUACGACGACUUUGUGGCGACGCACAUCAUCCAAGCGGACAGGACGCACUUUGUGGGCUUCUUCUACCCCCACCACCGCCUCCUGGUGGCGGCGUUCGAGUACGCCCUCCGCAAGGAGUGCGGCUACGGCGGCGCCCAGCCCUACUGGGACUGGCUGCUCGACAUCGACGACAUGGCGGCGUCGCCCAUCUUCGACCCGGACACGGGCUUCGGCGGCAACGGCGAGUGGAUACCGGGCACGCAGUCGCAGCCGUCGCCCGAGAUGGAGCUGCCGCUGCCGUCGACCCACGAGUUCCCGGACCGGUCGGGCGGCGGCUGCAUCCCCGACGGGCCGUUCGAGGGGCUCGACACGGCGCUGGGCCCGCGCGGCAGCGUGGCGUACAACCCGCGGUGCGUGCGGCGCGACUUUUGCCCGGCGACGUUUGCGCGCAUGGUGGCCAACGUGCGCCCGGCGCUAAGGAUGCCAACGUACGGCGACUUCGUGGCGUCGUCAGAGCCCAACGCGCACGCCAGCGGCCACUACGGCGUGGGCGGGCUGUACGGCGCCAUGACGGACAAGUGGUCGAGCCCCGUUGACCCCGUCUUCUGGCUGCACCACGCCAACGUCGACCGCAUGUGGUGGUCGUGGCAGUACCGCGACCUGCCCGAGCGCCUGAUGGACAUCUCGGGGCCGCUGGUGUCGCUGGACUGGACCAACAAGCUUGGCGGCAACAUCACUCUUGAGCACGAGAAUGCGCUGGUCACUCUCGGCCAAGGCACGUCGGUUGCCAGCACCAUGGACAUCCGGGGCGGGUUCUUGUGUUAUGAUUACGAGGGGAUUUACUAG
This is a messenger RNA of Gaeumannomyces tritici R3-111a-1, 1014 nucleotides long. RefSeq lists its product as hypothetical. Gene Ontology annotation, molecular function: oxidoreductase activity. Lineage: Eukaryota; Fungi; Ascomycota; Sordariomycetes; Magnaporthales; Magnaporthaceae. The transcript is spliced from 4 exons. Bases 1 to 1014 code for a protein of 337 amino acids. The record is from RefSeq and is a predicted model, not a curated record.